UUUCGCUAAUAGCUAAAACUAAGCAUUUUAUUUCGCAAGUUUUGUGUUUGAGCAGUGUUGUACCUUAAGCAAAUUUAUUAAGCAAAUCCAUCCAUGACUUUAAAAGACGCCCAGGUAAUUAACACGAAAUGAAGUUCAGCCAAUCACAAUUCUUUAGUUGAACAAACAGUAAUAACUAUCCUAUGACAAGUAAAGAACUUAAAAGGCGCAUAGUGCCGUAAGCAAUCUCUUUUGACAAAUACUCUUCUCUUAGACAGCUUUAAACCUAUGUGCUUACAAAAGGAGAAAACAUCUGCGUGGGACAACGCGUGUUUCAAAGAUUUGAAUUCAUUUAUCGUUGGGUUGUUAGUCUGACAAGCGCGUUCUGUUUUCGCCGCCUACUGGAUCGGUGUUACCGAGCGAUGGAAGACCACGUUUCUAGGAAAGUCAGCGUUUCUGUCCGAAACGCGUUGAGCGUUAACUCGCAAAAAAGCCAUCAGCUUGAGAGACAAGUGAAAAACUUGGAAGCUGAAAGAGAUAUGCGGCUUUUAAAUUUGCAAAUUAAGAGAGACGAAGUAUUUUUUACGUCUCCAUCCACGCGGCGUAAAGUUCUCGUGAAGUCGCCGAGCGUAUCUGAGGGUCUUAGGACAAGCACACCAACCUCGCAACAUGAAAUGCUCGAUUUAAAAACAGGCUCGCGCAAAGACGAGGAGGUCAAUAAGCUGCAGAAAGCCCAUAACCUUCCGCCACUAAUGCAUUUAGAUAGAGCCGGUGUCAUCGCAACACCACCGAGGGUUCGAAAAGCCAGGAAUAUUCCUCCAGCCACGUCGCCGAAUGCCGCACCCCCACCGCUAUCGCCUCUCGAGUCAUCACAGCCAAGUCACAAGCUUUUAACAAGGCAAUCGAGCUCGCCACAGAUGCUAUCAAAUCCUAAUUCAAUUGCUAAUGCGAACGACUUGCGGCGUGAAGGAAAUACAGAAAGUAAGCAUCUGUUAUCACCGCGGUUACUAAGGUCAAACCCGGAAUCACCUCCCCCAUUGCAUUCUUCCACGAGUCCAGGAGUGUUCAAAUUUAACCUGGCACAGAAUCAAGCUCAACUGCCGAGAAGACCUGCCACUGCUUCCUCCGGAGAUAGCGGAGGAAGCGAAGUUCAUAGAGGGCUUUUGUUACUUCCAGUAACGUCAUCUAAAGAGCAAACAAAGCAAAAGGAAGCGAAAAAGAUCAACGUUUUUAAUCGGCUUUAUUCCGGUUCAAAGAAAGGAAAGCGAACGCAUCACCUCAGCGACGAUUUAGCCCCUCGAGAAAUUCCGUUCCCGAAAGGAAACCCAAAGCUGGACCUAGCGACACGACGACGAUCGCUUUCGCUUUCGGAUUUGUCCGAAAUCUGCGACAAAUUAAAAACGUGUCGCUACUUAAGAGAUAAAAGCCAACUUUCUUAACUCAAGCUAUGGAGUGUUCAAUCAAUUCAAUUUAAUUUUCAGUGUUUUCACCGUUCGAGUACAUAACAUAAUCCUGUAUUUUCAAUCUAAAAUACUCCACUGUAUUUUGAAACAAAGCAAAUCAAUUUAGCCAUAUUGUUUGAGUUUAUUUGUUCUAAUCUAAAUCGUUUUUAGCGCAGCACAGAUUAAAACCAAAAGUAAACAGUAUUUAAAUUAAGUUUUACUUUACAGCUUCAUUAGUACUUUGUAUUAACGUUAUUUCGUGCGAAAAAAUCGAACGCGCUUAAAUGCUACCUGCCAAGCUUUGUUUUUUUUAAAUUAAAUCUUCAAGUACCUCACUCUUAACUUAUUGUCUUUCGAUUAACAAACUCGUAUUGCGUGGCAUAGAAGUAUAAUUAAGAGCAAGACUAAUAACGUACUAGACAAUAAAACAUGCAAUUCGCGGUAAUGAAUAUAUUAUAUUGUUUACUUCGAGGAGGUCAGUAACAGAGAUAUUGUUGCUUUUAAUAUAAACUCAAUGUCUUUAGUAUAAACUCAUUGCUUUAAGUACAAACUCAUUAUGUUGUAUUUGGUCCUCGCUAUGGGUGGCUAUUCGUUGUAAACUCCUUAUCUACCAACCUAAAUUGUUAUUUUAACUCGAAGAAAGACCUUCGCAGAUGAAUACACAACUUACUGAUUAAGUACUUGUGAUCGAAGAAAAUUCUCACCCUUACCUUUUCGCUCAUGAACUCCGGCUGGCAAUUUAAAGGAGUGGGUCACGGUUUGCGCGUCUUACAAAGUUUAGCCCAAACUUUUCAAGUUCGUCGUUUGUAAUCCGUGUUAACCUUCUCUGUCUUUAACCAUCCUUGUUCCUUUAUCAGGGGCGUAGCCAGGAUUUUUCAAGGGGGGGGGGUCCAUACUGUGUCAAAGUACUCAUACAAAAGGGGGGGUCACGGGCACCCCAGGACCCCACUAGCUACUCCCCUGUUUACGGUUUAAGAUUAUCUCUUUGGUGUUUUUCUAUCUUGUGAACGACAAUUUUUCAGCCUGGUUUGCUUCAAAUUAAAGGAAAUUUUGUAACUGGCCAAAAUAACUCAAAAUAUGUACCGCGACUGAGCUCCUUUAAUUGUUAAAAAUUCUUGAAAUUCAUACCAAAAAAAAAUAUAUAUUUUCUUUCAAUCUAUUGUAUGUCCCACAUGUUAACAAAUUCACUACAAUGUCUUCUUUUUUUUUUUGUUGAAACAACAGAAACGUAGAAGUAUAGGAACUUUAUACACUGCUAUAUUAAUUUCUAGUCUAAAAUUAACCCAUUAACCUCAGGCCUGUUCCUGAGUAAAACUCUUAAAGACACCUUAACGAGCUAACUAUAAACUUCUUUUUGAUUGGUUUAAAAAAGCUCCCGCAAAAUUAUAUCUAUUACAGAGUACCACGUGAGGUACCACGUGAGGGAUACCAGCUUUUCAACCAAUCACAGUUUCCUAUUUCUGUUUCUGUUUUCAUGCUCAGUGCGCUCUUUUUUCAAGACUGCCAUAAAACCAAAACCACAAUAAUCACAUCGCAGGUACCAUGACAGAUCAAUCAAAACUCAAGAAUAGCUAGGAAAAUAUUAGGACGAUGGCAAGAGCUGGGCUGAGCGUGUGGACUAAGUGGUAGAACUGUGUACCAUGGCGGAGGUCAUGGGUUUGAGUCCCAACCAAGCCUGAAUUGUUGUUGUUGUUGUUUUUUUCUCGCUUCGUUUUUUUUUUUUCACAACUGAAGUUGUGUACAUAAAGGCGAUGAUCAUUCAUACCUUUAAUUUGCAUGACUUUGUUGAACGAAUUUUUACUUAUUAACAAAGAUCAAACGAUAAGAACAAAUUAAACUAAGCACAAGAAACAGAGUUAUUUUACGAUAACCGGUUGCGUUGAAAACUGUUCUCAAGAUUUUUUUGCUUAAAAUUACUACGAAAUUACCUAUUUUUGUCUGUUACGAUAAGCAUUAAUUAUGAUAACUAACGAUGGCUGUUUCUUUAAAGUGUAGCUUUUUAUUAAAAAAAUUUUUUACCACGAAAAUAUUAAAAACAAAAACCUCUUUUUGAAAUAAAAGUUAAAUCAAUCUGUCAGGUUUAGUUGCUGAACAUUUUAAUUUAAUUGCUAUUUUUGGAUUUACACCUUACAUCAUAGCACUGGUUGAGGAGUGGAUAAACACGAUUUGGAAUGUACAUAAAAUAUUUUGAUUUGACUUCUUAAUUCUUGUGUUAUAAAAACGAUUAACUAGAGUAAAGACUGGUUUCUAAAUCAAUAGCCGCUCGAUUUUUUGAUUAUCUUAAUCACAUAAUUAAUGUCAUUCUUUUAAAAAGCGAGACAACAAGGUCUUUUGAUGCAGCAAAUUAUAUGCAGUAUAAUUGUAUGCAUAAUUACAAUUAUAUGCAGUCAAAUUAUACGUAUUAUAAUUUGGAUUUGAAAUAGAGAUUUCUUUGAUCCUUAAAUUCUAUUUUCCCAUAGCGAUCAGGCUGCCAAAGUAGUUUAUGGCUCUAGAGCUCUAGAAUUAAUAAAAGCAAAAACAAAACAAACCAAAAUAUUGGAUUUGGAAUACAAAUAUCUUUGAAGUUUCUAUAAUCACCACCGACCAGGCUGCCAUAGUAGUUUAUGCAUAUGGCUCUAAAGCUCUAGAAUUAAAAAAAAAAAAAAAAAAAA
This is a messenger RNA of Orbicella faveolata, 4072 nucleotides long. RefSeq lists its product as uncharacterized. The record is from RefSeq and is a predicted model, not a curated record. NCBI's taxonomy places the organism in Eukaryota, Metazoa, Cnidaria, Anthozoa, Scleractinia, Merulinidae.